CCUUCUUCCUCUAGUCUUCUUAGAUAUCUUUAAUCAACUUUCUUAGUUUUUCACUUUCCUGACCACUUUGGGAAGGUCCGUUCCCGUUCGGACGUUUCGUACACUUGCUCCGUUAUGCAACGAUGUUCCAAGAUACAAUCCGAUCUUACGUUCGUGCGACGCCUUUACAUGCCAGACAUUCUGUUAGAGACCAGAGUGGUGAAUCUACAAAAGACUCACUUACUUCGGGCGACUCGAUAGCUCGACAGCACAAUAGGACUACUAAGAUUUUGCGAAGCAAAACAGUCAUACAAACUCGAAUCUGCCGGCAUUUCCAAGCAACGGCCUGUCUGCAUUCGUCCACUCGCCUUGCAGGCUUCAACGAUCUCCCCCAGGCAGUCCGAAUGCGUAUCUACGACUACACAUUCGCCGCGAAACUCUCCGCCAACUCACUCUACAAUGAGUUUCCGUACAUCAGAAUUGGUACCGUCGCUAGCCGACUUACUGUUGAUCCGUCCUUUCUUGACCUCUUUCUUGACCUCUGGAGCGACCUACGUUUCGUCAGCUACGACAUUGCCGCGGACGCCUUGCCAUGGCUUUGCAUGACCUAUCCGAUUACAUUAGAGCGUACAGGUGUCAUAUCCCUCGCGGCGGCCGAGCGUAGCCCUCUGCAGAAGAUCCUACCUUAUUGUCGGCGCCUACAUGUCUGGCUCCGGGAGGAAAACGAAAGUCCUGUCCUGCCUUGUCGACCCGCUCGACGUGAGACAAGGCUCUCUUCGAGCGAAUGGCUGCAGGUCUGUCAUCAAUUACCCAGCACUUCGUUGGUUCUCGGCCUGGCAGGCUUUGACAGCGAAGGCUCCGCGGCCAAGGCCUUAGAGCCUUUGAAGAAGCUGUCUUUGUCACAGGUUGGAAUAAGUCAGCAUUACAAUUCAUCUGAUCUGAAUACAAUAAAGGUGAUCAAAGCCUUUUUUAUGCACAUGAUCGAAAAAGAACUCCUGGCUCGCGGCGGGUCUUUUCGGUUUCUAGAUUUACCAAUGGAGUUGCGACAGCGGGUGCUUCGAUAUACUGACCUUCUCGCACCAUUUCGGGAAGUUAUACGGAAACAGAAUCGUUUUGCUUUAUAUCCGCGAGCCUCGAGUCGCUGUCGGAAGCAGAAGCGGGAGCUGUGCUGUCGGGAAGGCCUCGUCUAUCCACCAUGCGCAUGCUAUCGUUCCCCAAUCUCCAUCUUCCUCGUCUGUCGAACAAUGAGCGAAGAUGCGCGGCAGGUAUUCUACAGCUCGAAUCGAUUCGUCCUAGUACCUGAUCUGCCACCUAAAGAUGCUCCGAACGCAGGUGACUACAUAACCCUGCUUACUGACACUAAACUAUUCUUGUCAAGAGCACUCUCACUACAUUCUCUGCAUCAUUUAAGAGAUCUCGAGAUUUUCUUCCAUUAUCGCACAUAUUCUAACAUUACCGAGGACAGCACGAACGAGCGUGCCGUGAACCAGGUCGUUAGACUAUUGGCGCAAGAUAUGGGCCGCUUAUCCCUCACGAUCUACCUAGAUCCACAUCAAGAGAGUGCCUACACAGAUUCCGACGGGCGGGACCUUUCGAUAUCUCAAGAAAUCCAGUUCGCCGCGCAAUCACGGUUUGUAACCUUGCUACAGCCGCUCCGGCGGUUGACGUCGUUUUUCGUGAAGAUCGGCCUAUUAGACACCGAAACCUGGCAAAUGGAUGAAGUCCUGCUACGCAAACAUGAUCAAGAGCGGAGACUGGAGCAACUUGUCAUGGGUGAAAGCUACGACGCGCUCCGCCAUGGCAAGAGCCAGCGACGGCCCAGUCUUUGGGAAACCGCUGAUUCGUGCUGUGACUAUAAUUCGCAAAUAGAUGGACAUAUUUGCUAAGUGUUCUGAAGACUCCAGUCGUGUCCAUUUUUGCGUCGGCGUGCAGGGCUGCUUCGAAUUCGCAAGCUCAGAUACCGCGUAGAAGAUCCCAUGCAACAGGAACGUUCGCUAUGAAAUGCCCGCUUCGUGAGAGGACCACGGCAAUGUCAAUUGCGAAUGUCAGGCAGACCGGACCGAAAUCGGCUGGGCCGCAGCCUUAGAUCUUUGUCGGUGUUAUCUGGGCAACAAAUUUGUUGCCGUGAUUUUGGUCGUGAGAGACCGAACAACAGGUCACGGAUGCAGCGAUAAUACAGCUCGCUUUACUUUGUCUAUGUCGUGCAGCUUUCCUCUCCACGAUUAUUCUGCUCUCUAGAAACAAAUUUAUACAAGCCCGUACGUUACAAUCAAUUCACAAUUGACCGACC
This is a messenger RNA of Dissoconium aciculare CBS 342.82, 2269 nucleotides long. RefSeq lists its product as uncharacterized. The transcript has a single exon. The coding region runs from base 123 to 1865 and encodes 580 amino acids. NCBI's taxonomy places the organism in Eukaryota, Fungi, Ascomycota, Dothideomycetes, Mycosphaerellales, Dissoconiaceae. The record is from RefSeq and is a predicted model, not a curated record.